GGUACUCAUUUCAUCAGAUAUUAAAAACACCAAAGUUUUAGCAAAGCUUAAAUUUGCCCCUUCAACUAAAAGGGGCUCUCUUUCUAGCUCUUUCCCUUAAAACAUUAAAAUAUUGUUGUAGUUCUCCCAUAUAGCCAUAGCUAAACCUAAAUUAUUCUACUUUAACACAAUAUGAUGCCAUCAACUAUGACAGCAGUACAACUAUGUUGCUGCUUGUGUUUGGUUAUGGUUACAACAACGUUUGGGAGGCUACAUCCUCGAAAUCUCACUGACAACAGGUUGAUUCGUAGAAACCUCUUAGGCAAUGGCCUUGGUGGAACUCCUCAAAUGGGAUGGAGCAGCUGGAAUCAUUUUGCUUGCAAUAUUCAUGAGAGUAUGAUAAGGGAAACAGCUGAUGCAAUGGUCUCUACUGGGCUUUCUUCACUUGGAUAUGAAUACAUCAAUAUAGAUGACUGCUGGGCGGAACAAAAUAGAGACUCACAGGGAAAUAUGGUUGCUAAAGGUUCAACAUUUCCUUCUGGUAUUAAAGCACUAGCAGAUUAUGUUCAUGGCAAAGGAUUGAAACUCGGACUUUAUUCUGAUGCUGGGACUCAGACAUGUAGUAAAACAAUGCCAGGUUCAUUAGGACACGAAUACCAAGAUGCAAAUACUUUUGCUUCCUGGGGUGUUGAUUACUUGAAGUAUGAUAAUUGUAACAACGAGAAUCGAAGUCCAAGAGAAAGGUAUCCCACAAUGAGCAAAGCUUUACAGAACUCUGGAAGGGCUAUAUUUUAUUCUAUAUGUGAAUGGGGAGGUGAUAAUCCUGCCACUUGGGCUUCUCCUGUUGGAAAUAGUUGGAGAACGACUGGAGAUAUUUCUGAUGAUUGGGGCAGCAUGACUUCGCGGGCAGAUAUGAAUGACCAAUGGGCAUCUUAUGCUGGUCCAGGUGGCUGGAAUGAUCCAGACAUGUUAGAAGUUGGAAAUGGAGGAAUGAGCUUUGGAGAAUAUCGUUCUCAUUUCAGCAUUUGGGCAUUAGCAAAAGCACCUUUGAUUAUAGGUUGUGAUUUACGAUCAAUGGAUCAGAGUGCUCAUGACAUUCUAAGCAACUCAGAGGUCAUUGCAGUUAAUCAAGAUAAACUUGGAGUACAAGGUAGAAAAAUUAAGGAGUAUGGAGAUAAUUUGCAGGUAUGGGCAGGGCCUUUAAGUGGGAAUAGAAAAGCAGUAGUGCUAUGGAAUAGAGGAUCAUCAAAGGCUGAUAUAACUGCUCAAUGGUCUGAUAUUGGACUUGAUUCUUCUACUGUUGUUGAUGCACGAGACUUAUGGGCUCACUCAACAAAAGGAUCAGUUAAAGGACAAAUAUCAGCCAGCGUUGAACCACAUGAUUGCAGCAUGUUUGUUCUUACUCCCAAAAAAUAAAUUCAACCCUAUUACUUUGCUGGGGAGAUGAAGAUGAUUUUCCAUGUCAAAUGUUAUAAUUUUUCUGAAAAUUAUACCACGUUGCUGGAGGAGUCAUACAUCAUUUAAUUAGGAAUAAGACGAAUAAAUUAAAGUAAUUUUGUUAGUAUUUAUAUUAUAGUUAAGACAGUUUCUUUGUAUUGUGUUAUUUUGUGUGGGACAAAUCUUGAUGUGAGCUAUACAUCAUAAUGCUUUAUGGUGCUAUCUUUUUUA
Messenger RNA from Capsicum annuum, 1647 nucleotides. Its product is annotated as alpha-galactosidase. The transcript is spliced from 15 exons. NCBI's taxonomy places the organism in Eukaryota, Viridiplantae, Streptophyta, Magnoliopsida, Solanales, Solanaceae. The coding region runs from base 172 to 1395 and encodes 407 amino acids. Gene Ontology annotation, biological process: carbohydrate metabolic process. The record is from RefSeq and is a predicted model, not a curated record. Gene Ontology annotation, molecular function: hydrolase activity, hydrolyzing O-glycosyl compounds.